AUGUCCAAGCAGCCGCUGUCGAUAGAAGAGAUCCUGCAGCGCCAGAAGCAAGAGUCGGCCUUCAAGCCCAAGUUCCUCACAAAGGCGCAGCGGCAGCAGCAGGCGCAGCUCGCCCAGCAGCAGCAGCAAGAGGAACAGAAGCGAAAGCAGGAAGAGGAGAAGAGGAGGCGCAUCGAGUUCGAGGAGAAGGCGAGGUCGGCCGCGGCGUCCUCUUCGUCCUCGACCUACAACGACCACCACCGCCAUGCUUCCGGACCAUCCUCGUCGUCGUCAUCCUCGCUGAGGGAUCGCGACCGCGGACGCGACCGCGACGGCGGCUAUCCGCGCGACACCGACUACAGCCGAGACGCCGGGGUAUCGCUCAAUUACGACGACGAUCGCAGCCAUGCCCCGCAAAGAGGCCCAAGAGGCGAUAGAGGGCGACCUGCGGGCGAUCCUCGAGGAGGGGGCGGACGUCCAUAUGGCGAUCGGCCGCAUCAGAACGGCAGCGGCGGCGUCCACUCCGGCAACGGCAACGGCAACGGCAACAUCUCGUCCAGCGCCGCCCCUGCCGGAACCUCGGCCUCUGGCCCCUCAGAGAAGCCCAUCACUGACGCCGAGCAGGACCUGAUCCGGCAGCGCUACCUCGGCCUCAAGGAGAUCAAGCGGAAGCCCAAGAAGAAGGCCACGGACAAGCGCUUCAACUUUGACUGGAGAGACGACGACGACACGAGCGACAAGAUCAACCCGGUCUACUCGACGAGCAUGGAGCCGAGCCUGUUCGGCGCCGGAGGUCGCGGCGGCACCGACCCGCUGCACCGCAACGGGCGGCUGGACCACGGCGCCUCGGACGGUGGCACUUCAGGCCCGGGAGGCUCGGGCGGCGGCAGCCUGGUCAAGCGCGGCGUGCGCUCCGCAUUCGACGAAAAGCACUGGAGCGAAAAGGCGCUCGACGAGAUGAAGGAGCGCGACUGGAGGAUCUUCCGCGAAGACUUUGGCAUCGCCGCGCGCGGAGGCAACAUCCCCAAGCCGAUCCGCUCGUGGAAGGAGUCGUCGAUCCCGCGGCCGAUUAUGGAGGCGAUCCAGGAGAUUGGCUACACGGACCCGUCUCCGAUCCAGCGGCAGGCGAUCCCCAUCGGCCUGCAGAACCGCGACCUGAUCGGCAUCGCCGAGACGGGUUCGGGCAAGACGGCGUCGUUUGUCAUCCCGAUGCUGGCCUACAUCUCGGAGCUGCCGCCGCUGACCGAGGCGACGCGCCACCUGGGCCCCUAUGCGCUGAUCCUGGCGCCGACACGCGAGCUGGCGCAGCAGAUCGAGGGCGAGACGCGCAAGUUUGCCAGCAAGCUCGGGUACAAGUGCGUGUCGAUCGUGGGCGGUCGCGACAUGAACGAGCAGGCCAUCUCGGUGCAGGAGGGCGCCGAGAUUGUCAUCGCCACGCCCGGGCGGCUCAAGGACUGCGUCGAGCGGCACGUGCUGGUGCUGAGCCAGUGCACGUACGUCGUCAUGGACGAGGCGGACCGCAUGGUCAACCUGGGCUUCGAGGAGGUGGUCAACUACAUCCUCGACAGCCUGCCCGUCAGCAACCUCAAGCCCGACACCGACGACGCCGAGGACCCGCUCAAGCUGCUGCGGCGCGAGGGCGAGUCGCGCAUGGACAAGUACCGGGUCACGAUGCUCUACUCGGCCACUAUGCCGGCGACGGUGGAGCGGAUGGCGCGCAAGUACCUGCGGCGGCCCGCCACCAUCACCAUCGGCGACGCCAACCAGGCGGUGGGCACCGUGGAGCAGGUCGUCGAGUUUAUCCACUCGGAGGAAAAGAAAAAGGCGCGGCUGCUGCAGAUCCUCAACACGGGCGGCUUCGCGCCGCCCAUGAUUGUCUUUGUCAACCAGAAGAAGGCGGCCGACGCGCUGGGAAAGGACCUGCAGCGGGCCGGGUGGUACCCCGCGGUGCUGCACUCGGGCAAGACGCAGGCGAUGCGCGAAGAGGCGCUGGCGUCGCUGCGCUCGGGCGAGUGUCCCGUGCUCGUCGCCACCGACCUGGCGGGACGCGGCAUCGACGUGCCCGACGUGUCGCUCGUCGUCAACUUCCAGAUGGCCAACCACAUCGAGGCCUACGUCCACCGCAUCGGCCGUACGGGCCGAGCGGGCAAGCGCGGCGUCGCCAUCACCUUUCUCGACAGCGGCGACGACGAAGUCAUGUACGACCUCAAGCAGGAGAUUGCAAAGAGCCCCAUCUCCAAGCUGCCCCAGGAACUCGCUAGGCACCCCGCCGCACAGACGAAAAUGACGCGCGAAAUGAAACGGAAGCGCGACCGCGAAGACGAAGGCUGA
Molecule: messenger RNA, 2310 nt
Organism: Pseudozyma flocculosa PF-1
Lineage: Eukaryota; Fungi; Basidiomycota; Ustilaginomycetes; Ustilaginales; Ustilaginaceae
Exons: 2
Coding region: 1-2310 (769 amino acids)
Biological process (GO): mRNA splicing, via spliceosome
Cellular component (GO): catalytic step 2 spliceosome
Molecular function (GO): RNA binding; ATP binding; RNA helicase activity
Source: RefSeq, a predicted model, not a curated record